UAGACCACUUCCUAGUAGCAGAGAGUUGGCAAGAUGGCGACCGACCCUAACAAGACCGAAAUUCUCUCCAUCUUUAAAAGGCUGAGAUCAGUCGUCACGAAUAAGGUUUGUUUUGAUUGCUCUGCUAAAAACCCAAGCUGGGCCAGUAUUACAUAUGGCGUGUUCCUUUGCAUCGACUGCUCUGGCAUCCACCGCUCAUUAGGGGUCCACCUCAGCUUCAUAAGAUCCACUGAGCUGGACUCCAAUUGGAACUGGUUUCAACUACGUUGUAUGCAGGUUGGAGGAAACGCCAAUGCGACGGCAUUUUUUCGCCAACAUGGCUGCACCACAAAUGACACAAAUGCCAAGUACAACAGCCGUGCGGCACAGAUGUAUCGGGAGAAGAUCCGCCAGCAGGCAAAUGCUGCCCUCUCAAAAUACGGCAAUGAGAUGUGGAUUGAUGCUUCGGGAAACACACAAACCCCUGCUCCUGAGAAGAAGGAGUCUGAUUUCUUUGAAGAGCAUACUCAGCCUUCAAAUACCUGGGAAAUGGCCUCUCCCUCGUUGGCAGAACAGAAUGGCGCAGAUGCAGUCAGCCCUGUGUUGGAGCAAGAGUCUCCCAAGGAAACAGAAAGUCUAAGCCAGGGACCCAGCAUUGAAGGUCUGGCCACGGAAGUCAAAACUACUAUAGAUGACUCAAUGCGUUUGGCAGCUGAUGAGCCUCAGCGGUCCGGAGAUGUCAAACCAUCCCUCAUCGGAAAGAAGAAGCCCACCACAGCAAAGAAAGGGCUUGGCGCCAAGAAGGGCCUGGGAGCCCAGAAGGUGAGCAGCAAGAGCUUCACGGAGGUGGAAAAGCAGGCUCAGGUGGCGGAGAAGCAGAGAGAGGAGCAGGUCGCCGAGGCCAAGAAGCAGGCCGAAGAGUCCAUUGUGACAUCCAUGCGUUUGGCCUACAAGGAGUUGGAGAUUGACCGCAAAAAUGAAGAGAAGAAAAUACAAAACAUGGAGGGGAAGAAGAAGGAGCAGGCGGAAAGACUUGGCAUGGGCUUUGGCCAGAGAAGUGCUGUGUCCCAUUCUGUGAUGUCGGACAUGCAGGUGAUUGAACAAGAGACUCCAGUUGGAACAAAGUCCUCUUCACGCUCCAAGCUAGACAUGUUUGAUGAACCAGGAUUCACCUCUGGCCCUCCUAAAUACAAAGACAACCCUUUCACUGCGGGCGACACCUUCUCCUCGCGGUGGGACUCGGACAGUGGAUCGUCAUCUUUCACUUCCUCCUGGGCCCUAGAGAAGGAGGAGCCCAAAGAAAGCGAGGUCACCAUAUCCAGCAUUCAACCUAUUGGAGAGAGGUUGCCCAGUCGGCGAAAGCACGAUGUGGCUGCCCCGGUGGCAGAGUCCAACGAGGCUCGGGACAAGUUUGCCAACGCCAAAGCCAUCUCCUCAGACAUGUUCUUUGGACGGGAGGCCAGUGCUGAGUAUGAGGUGAAGACGCGUCUGGAAGGCAUGUCCAGCAGCACUGCCAUCAGUUCAGCUGAAUUGUUUGGUGAUGGGAGCAGUCGGCCUGCUGGAGCGGGUGCGUCUGGCUAUGACGGCGUGCUGCCCUCUGGACCGGAUAUUGCACAGUUCAAACAGGGUGUGAAGACGGUUGCUGGGAAGAUGGCCGUUCUGGCCAACGGUGUCAUGAACACCAUACAGGAUCGAUAUGGAGCCUACUGAGAGGGCUCCUUCCUCCCCCAGAGCUACAGAAGACCAUACUUCUGCUGAAAAGACCCAUACAAUGCUGACUGACAAAGGUCAUGUGUCCAUUCAGAGCAGACGUGGGAGCGAAAGACAUCAGUCACAGGCAUGGGAUGACUGUUUCCUCCCCGUCUGCCUAUCCUUACCUCUGUAGACAUCAACAAAGAUUCAGACAGUUUUUUUUUUCUUUUCUCUUGGAGACUUUUUUUCAGCAAGAAGCACUGUAAUGUGGGGUAUACCCAGAUACUUUUUGGUCUUUAUUUCAAACGUUUUCUUAUUUUUUCCCUUACAUUUUUUUAAAGUGUAUUCUGUAAGUAUAUAACUAAACCCCUGUUUAGCAACA
Molecule: messenger RNA, 2053 nt
Organism: Engraulis encrasicolus (European anchovy)
Lineage: Eukaryota; Metazoa; Chordata; Actinopteri; Clupeiformes; Engraulidae
Gene: arfgap2
Product: ADP-ribosylation factor GTPase activating protein 2
Exons: 17
Coding region: 34-1689 (551 amino acids)
Biological process (GO): COPI coating of Golgi vesicle
Molecular function (GO): GTPase activator activity
Source: RefSeq, a predicted model, not a curated record